Molecule: messenger RNA, 522 nt
Organism: Coniophora puteana RWD-64-598 SS2
Lineage: Eukaryota; Fungi; Basidiomycota; Agaricomycetes; Boletales; Coniophoraceae
Exons: 3
Coding region: 1-522 (173 amino acids)
Source: RefSeq, a predicted model, not a curated record
AUGCAUAAUCAGGGAGCCGGUAGAGAUGACAACUCCAUCAUGAACAUGCCUGCGACCCUAAGGGCACCCUCGCGCAUGCGUCUUAACGCCGACAACCGCGAUACUCGUGAUCGAGUGCAUCGAAAAGGCAAGGAGAAGCAAAAGGCCGAAGAAAUAAGACAACGGCACGGAAUGUUCGCAAAUUUCGCCUCAUACACUGGCCGCAACAGGAACAAGUCCGGCUGUAAGCCCGGCACCGAACUCCACAAUCGUAAGGGACAUGCAGUAAAGAUGGUGAAUGUCGCAACCGUGACAUCCAAAAAGUUUAUUGCCGCAGGAGGCGAUCAAAAUGUCGCUUCGAAUUCACAAAGGUUAACUCAUGAGUCGGAGUCGAGUGAAUCGAGUGGGCCUUCCCCGUCACCUUCGGCGCAUGCGCCUUCUCCCCAUGCGGUAGAAGGUGGCGGAGGUGAAGAGAGCCCGUCAAGCGACCAUGGGUUUAUUGAUACAUUGCGAUAUUGUUUGUGUAUUCCGUCCUGCAAAUAA